Messenger RNA from Scedosporium apiospermum, 1323 nucleotides. RefSeq lists its product as uncharacterized. Gene Ontology annotation, molecular function: serine-type carboxypeptidase activity. NCBI's taxonomy places the organism in Eukaryota, Fungi, Ascomycota, Sordariomycetes, Microascales, Microascaceae. Bases 1 to 1323 code for a protein of 440 amino acids. The record is from RefSeq and is a predicted model, not a curated record. The transcript is spliced from 2 exons. Gene Ontology annotation, biological process: peptidoglycan metabolic process; proteolysis.
AUGCGUCUUGGUCAAGUCGGCACCGCGUGUCUCUGGCUCGCGGCACAGGCGGGGGCGGCCGCCACCAAUUUCUCCUCCAGAGUCGAUGAAAUCCUUUCCAGGCCGACCUUCGCCGAUGCCACCGUCGGGGUCAGAGUCUACGACCUUGAAACGGGCGACAUUGUGUAUACUCGGAACGAGGAUUCCCCGUUGAUUCCCGCUUCCAACCAAAAACUCCUUACUUCCGCCGUCGCCCUCUCCAAACUGGGUCUCGACUUCAUCUUCGACACUGCGGCGUUCGCAACCUGCGCCGUGAAUAGGAACGGCGUGCUUAACGGAGAUUUAUGGCUGGUCGGGUCAGGCGACCCCUCGCUAACUUCCGAGAGGUUGGCCGAUCUAGCGCGGGAUCUAGUUGCGCGGACAGGGUUGAAGAGGAUUACGGGGAACGUGUAUGGGGAUGGAUCGGUUUUCGAUAACAAGUUCCUCGGCGAGGGCUGGUCAGAAGACGACGAGAGCUUUUAUUAUUCUGCUCAGGUGGCUGGACUCAAUACCGAUUUGAAUGUGGUUAGUGUCACUGUCUCCCCUGGUCCUGCCGAGGGGAGCGCUGCGACUGUGAAAGUAAACGGCGUGCCGGCCGAUGAAGAGCUGUACGUGGAUAUCCAGUCCACUAUCGACACUAUUGCCGCCGGCGGCCAAAACAGUGGUGUAUUUGAACGGCUCCACGGUACCAACACGAUUAUCCUCGGGGGAUCCAUUUCGGCGGACAGCGGCCCCAUAACCUUUCAAAUCACAAUCGACAAUCCCAAUGCGUUUACGGCUUAUCGCUUCGCUUUGGCCCUCAACAGAGCCGGCGUGCAGGUCCCGAGGUCCCCAACUAAACCAGGCAAGGCACCCCGCAAAGCCGUGAGGCUGGGAACCUCAAAAUCCGAGCCUCUCUCCUCGCUCCUUAAACUGUUUAUGAAGCCAAGCGACAACAUGUACGGCGAGGCUCUUCUCAAGACCGUUGGACGAGCGGAAUAUCCCAACCAGCCGGGCAGCAGUGCAUCUGGUGUGCAGGUGGUGAAAGCGUUUCUGGAACAGGAGGAUAUCGACUCUGCUGGCGUGUCGACAGUUGAUGGAUCCGGCUUGUCAAGUUUGAACACCGUGACUGCACGCUUCAUCACUGACCUGCUGGUGCACAAUCGGAAAACGUUUACCGGGGAGGAGUGGAAUACUUAUUUCGACGCGCUUCCCAUCGGAGGUGUCGAUGGGACGUUGAAGGACCGGUUUGUUGGCUCACCUGUUGCAGGCCAUGUGCGGGCGAAGACGGUACGACAGAGGCGAGAAAAGCUCAAGAUGACAUAG